This is a messenger RNA of Choloepus didactylus (southern two-toed sloth), 5926 nucleotides long. RefSeq names its product mitogen-activated protein kinase kinase kinase 4-like. The record is from RefSeq and is a predicted model, not a curated record. Gene Ontology annotation, biological process: MAPK cascade; positive regulation of stress-activated MAPK cascade. NCBI's taxonomy places the organism in Eukaryota, Metazoa, Chordata, Mammalia, Pilosa, Megalonychidae. The transcript is spliced from 6 exons. Bases 160 to 2262 code for a protein of 700 amino acids.
UCGCCGUUUCCCAAGAUGGCCGCGGCGCGAGCGGCUCCUGCGGCGGGCUAGAGGCAGAGGCGGAGGCGGAGCCGAGUCACUCCCGCAGUUCGGGGCCCUUGUCCCCCGGCCAGGCUGCAACUUACUGCUUGCCGCUGCCGUGCGGGGUUUCGCGCACGGAUGAGAGAAGCAGCCGCCGCCGCGCUGGUCCCCCCUCCCGCCUUCGCCGUCACUCCUGCUGCCGCCAUGGAGAAGCCGCCGCCGCCGCCGCCGCCGCCGGAGCCCGAGGCCGAACCCGAACCCGAAUCGGAACCCGAGCCCAAGCCGGAAUGCUGCCUGGCGGCGAGGCAAGAGUGCAAGUUGGAAGAUACAGCUUGCAAAACUCCUGAAUCUGAUCCAGAGGAUUUUUUAGAUGAAUCAAAUACCGAAAAUCUUUACAGCACCUCUCCCCCCAGCACACCUCGCCAGAUGAAGCGUUUGUCAACCAAACACCAGAGGAAUAAUGCGGGGAGGCCUUCCACUCGUGCGAAUUUGAAAGAAAAAAUGAAUGCACCAAAUCAGCCCCAACAUAAAGACACUGGAAAAGCAAUGGAGAAUGUGGAAGAAUACAGCUAUAAGCAUGAGAAAAAGGCUCGGGCGACUCUUAGAACAACAGAGCGAGAUCAUAAAAAAAAUGUUCAGUGCUCAUUCAUGUUGGACUCAGUGGGCGGGCCUUUGCCAAAAAAAUCAAUUCCAGAUGUGGAUCUCAAUAAACCUUACCUCAGCCUUGGCUGUAGCAGCGCUAAGCUUCCGGUAUCUGUGCCCAUGCCUAUAGCCAGAACUGCACGCCAGACUUCUAGGACUGACUGUCCAGCAGAUCGUUUAAAGUUUUUUGAAACAUUACGACUUUUGCUAAAACUUACCUCAGUCUCAAAGAAGAAGGACAGAGAGCAAAGAGGACAAGAAAAUACAUCUGCUUUCUGGUUUAACCGAUCCAAUGAACUGAUCUGGUUAGAGCUACAAGCUUGGCAUGCAGGACGGAGCAUUAAUGACCAGGACCUCUUUUUAUAUACAGCCCGCCAAGCCAUCCCAGAUAUUAUCAAUGAAAUUCUUACUUUUAAAGUUAAUUAUGGGAGCUUUUCUUUUGUCAGAAAUGGAGCUAGUUUUAAUGGUACUUCAAUAGAAGGUCAGUGCAAAGCCCCCCAUAGAGCAAAGAUUGUGGGUUACUCAACAUAUCACGAUCAUCUCCAACGCCAGCGGGUCUCAUUUGAGCAGGUAAAACGGAUAAUGGAGCUGCUAGAGUACAUAGAAGCACUUUAUCCAUCGUUGCAGGCUCUUCAGAAGGACUAUGAAAAAUAUGCUGCAAAAGACUUCCAGGACAGGGUGCAGGCACUCUGCUUGUGGUUAAACAUCACAAAAGACUUAAAUCAGAAAUUAAGGAUUAUGGGCACUGUUUUGGGCAUCAAAAAUUUAUCAGACAUUGGCUGGCCAGUGUUUGAAAUCCCUUCUCCUCGACCAUCCAAAGGCAAUGAACCAGAAGAUGAGGGAGAUGACACAGAAGGAGAAUUAAAAGAGUUGGAAAGUAGUAUGGAUGAAAGUGAAGAAGAGCAAAUCUCUGAUCUGAGUGUACAAAAGAUCAGACAGCCCACUGAGAACAGUUUUGACAUUCAGUCACGGGACUAUGUAUCAAAGAAGUUUGAAAGGCUUGAAUCUGAGGAGGAUUCUGUUGGCUGGGGAACACCAGACUUUAGUACAGAAGCAGGCCUUGGUAGACAUUGUCUGACUUCUAUUUAUAGACCAUUUGUGGACAAAGCACUGAAGCAGAUGGGGUUGAGAAAGUUAAUUUUAAGACUUCACAAGCUAAUGGACGGUUCCCUGCAAAGGGCACGUAUAGCAUUGGUAAAGAGUGAUCGUCCAGUGGAGUUUUCAGAAUUUCCAGAUCCCAUGUGGGGUUCAGACUAUGUGCAGUUGUCAAGUUCACCACCUUCCUCUGAGCAAAAAUGCAGCACUGUAUCAUGGGAAGAGCUCAGAUCUAUGGAUUUACCAUCGUUUGAACCCGCCUUCUUGGUCCUCUGUCGAGUCCUUCUUAAUGUUAUACAUGAGUGUCUGAAAUUAAGAUUGGAACAGAGACCUGCUGGGGAACCAUCUCUGUUGAGUAUUAAGCAGGGAAUCCUACCCUGCCCGUCAUCUGAGGGCCUGACACCACAGAAGGAUGCGGGGCCUGAAGCCUCUGCCCACAGCUUGCUGAAAUCCAUCUCCCAUGGAGCUGGUGUGCCAUCCAAAAAGGCAGUUACUGCCAGUUAAUGAAGUGAUGAUCGCAUCAUUGUUACUUUUCUAUAAUUCUGUAUACAUCUUGAUUGUUGCCAAAAGAAAGCUGACCAAGACAAAGGAUGGAAAAUUAAGCUGCCAUGUUGUGAGCUGCCCAAUGGGAAGACCCACAUGGCAAGGAACCUGCGGUGGUCUCUGGCCAACAGCCAGUGAGAAACCGAGGUCCUCAAUCCAACAACCCACGGGGAACUGAAUCCCACCAACAGCCAAGUGAGUGAGCUUGAAAACAGAUCCUUCCCUAGCCAAGCCUUGAGAUGACUGCAACCUGUGAGACCCUGAUGCAGAAGACCCAGCUAAGUCAUGCACAGAUUCCUCACCUACAGGAAUAAAUGUUUUAAACCACUAAGUUUUGGGGCAAUUUAUUACACAGCAAUACAUAACUAAUACAGGCAGGGACGGCAAUAUGGACUUUUACCCACCGAGGCCAAUCUGGCUAUACCCACUGCUGAAUUCUCAACCUACCAACAGCAGGGGUCAACACUGAGCCCCAACCAUAGAACUGUUUCCUGGUGGCAGCUGAUUACUUUGGACCUAUUCUGUUCUGCAGGAGGCAACGAUUUGUCUUCACUGAAAUAGAUACUCUAUGUACUUGCCUUUCCUGCCCAUAAUGUUUCUCCCAGGUCUUGUUUCCCUGCUUGCAAGGGCAGCACAGGCCUUUAGUUCACAGUGACUUGGUAGAAAUCCCAGCUCUGCCUGGAUGAUAUCCUUGGGCCAGGCCUGUUCUUCUAAGGGUCUGUUUCCUGCAUGUCUGACAGGGACUUUGUGAAAUACCUCACAUGGAGCACGACACCCAGGAGGUCCACAAGGGAAUGCUCCCUUCCCUUUCCUUGAAUAUGAGUGCCCCAAGGGCAAGGAUCCUGUCUCUACCUCCCAAACCCUCCUUUCCCAUCACUACAAUUUCAGGAUUUCUGGAAAGCAUGGUUUGUUUCUGCCCCUUCAGACCCCAUGGACCCUGGACCUUAGACUCCACUCCUAUGAGAUCACACCCUGUGCCAAUGAACUUUAUGCAAUUGAAAGGAAACCGAGUUCACAUACAGUGUAAGCCCUCAACUGAUGCACCUGUAUCCUCUUUCUGAGCCCACACUGUGCAUGGCCCUGGCCUGGAACUGGGGACAGACAGGACUCCGCCUAAACCUUGCCUUCCCUCUAGGAGCUCCCAUAAUGGGGACCUUGGGAGUGGGAGGAGAAACAGAUCCAUUAACCCUAGGGUGUUUCCGUGAAGGCACCGAGGAGGGGGAGAAGAGGAGGUCACUUGGACCUGAGGGAGAGGGUUGGCUAGUCUUUAGUAGAAGUGAUACCUCUAACCAUUCCCUUGUCACCUGCAGACCGUGGAGCCAUCAUGAGGAAUGUGGAAGCCUCAGGGAGAACACAGCAGCAAGGCAGUGUCUAUACAACAGAAAAUUACAUUGCAGCAGAGAUAUCCUCUGCUCCCUCAAUCUUUAUUCUCCCCAUCCCCCACUCAUCCGGAGCACCCCUGAACCAGUCAUUCAUUUCUUCCUUUCCAGAGCCAUGCAUGUGGAAGUGGGGCAGAUGUGAUACUAGAGAAAGCUCUGUGUAAGAGGUGAGACUUGAUCUGGGUCUUGCAGGAUGGAGGUAGAGCCUUUCCUCCAAAGCUCAGGGGCUGCAGAUCCACUGAGAAGGGGGCAGAAAGUGUGUGAGAGGGCUGGGGCAGGGAAGUGCCAAGAUGGAAAAGAUUAUCUGAAAACUGUUGAGGGAUGAACCUGUAUUCUGGAGGACCCCCACCCAAGACCUAGCAAUUCUCUAGCCUGGAAGUUGCUGCAGGUUGUGGGCACCAUCUCUCCUUCCCCUCCCUGGCCACUUCUUCCCAUAGUUAGCUGUCUUGGGUAGGGAGUAAUCAUGAUGUGCUGGGGCAGAGUCCCCUCCUGCCUGUCCCAGCUCUCAGGUCUGUUUCUUCUGAUGUCCUUUCCUCCAACCCCCUUUUCAUGAUCAGUUCCAGAUAGGUGGACAGACUGAAGGCCCAGCUUUUUGCCUGGACUGAGGCCUGGGGUUACACUGGGCCCAGGAUAAGGUUGCCCAUUGGUCCCUGCCUACCUUCCUUGUACAGCUCAGUGCUCCCUGACUAGGCCAAACCUUCCCACCAAUUAAAGCUUUUUCAUCUAUCAUUAGGUCUCCUGCAACUGGAAAUUUGGGAAGGGAGAAGCAGAGCAGAAUUAAUCCACUGAUGAUUAGGAAGGGCAGAAUAGAUAAGUGUGCUUAGCUCCAGGGGGUAGCCCUUUGGCAGGAAGGAAAGCCCUUGAAGAACCAGGCAAGAUAGGAAGCUGGCUGGCCUAGCAGAGCUUCAAUGCUCUUGCUUCCUCCUCUAUCCCCCUAUCAUAGCCAGACUCAGAACACAGAACAUUCAGGACCACAAAGAGUGGUUUCUUAGCCUUUGGAGGGUCAAGGAUCCCUUUGUGAAAUAUGAGGUAAGCUGGUUAGCCUUCUUGCCAGAAAAAAAACGGAUAAUUGCAAAUUCCCAUGAAGACAACUAUACAACUUCAGGUGAUGGGCCCUGAUUUGACAAUGCUCAUUUUAAAGACAUUGGGGGCCCAUAACAGAAAUAAUCUGUCCAUGCACUAGUAUCUACAUUUAAAAGUACUCACAGCUUGAAACAAUUAUGCUAAGUGAAAGAAACCAGUCACAAAGAACCACAUGACAUGACCCCAUUUUAAUGAAAUGUCCAGAAUAGGCAAAUCCAUUGAGACAGUAGUAGAGUAGUGGUUGCCUAGGGCUGGAGGGAUGGCAGAAUUGGGAGGUGACACUUAAGGGGUGCCCCUCUGUGGAAUGACAAGAAUGUUCUAAAAUUGUGUGGUAUGAUUGUUGCACCUUUGUGAAUAUACUAAAAACCACUGAAUUCUAUGCUUUAAGGUGAAUUGUAUGGUACAUGAAUAACGUCUUAAUAAAGUUAAAAUAAAAGUGACCUCCAGGAUUGCAAAUCACCACAUCUGGGCUUUUACUCACCAUCCAGCAGAGGCAGAAAGAACUCUUUAGGGAGAAAAAUCAGGGAAGGCUACUUGAAUGUGGCAUACAGGUUGGACAGGAAAGCAAUCCUAGAAAGAAUGAGAUUCUAUGUGUGUGUGUCACAUAUCUUGAUCUUAAGGGCAGUAAAGCAUCAUGGAAGGUUUUAAGCAGGAGUGACAUGAUCAGAUCUGCAUUUUAAAAACAUUCCUCUGAAUCAAUGAAUUGUACAUUUAAAACAGGUUAAGACUAUGGUAUGUAAAUUAUACUUUGACAAAGCUGUGGAAAAAAUCCCUCUGGCAACUUGAAGACAGAUUGGAGGGGAUAAAGGUGUAAGACAGUUGCAGGAGUUUAGGUAAACGGUGUCAAGACCCAUCUGUUGGAAGAUGGAGAAAACUGUCUUCGGAGUGGGGGACAAUAAGGGAUGUCCUAAGGUUAAAGAGAACCUGGUGGAACUCAGUGUCAGAACCCAGAACACCCUGGCUUCAGCCCUUGUGCUCCUGCAGCACUGAAAGGUGAUGAAGGAACUGUUCUCCCCCUUCUAAGAGAAAUGCACUUCAGAAACAUGUUUCAAAAAAAUGUUGCUAAGGGUUUUAUUUCUAACAGGAGGAAAAUAAUAAAAUAAAAUUAAAAUAGGCUUCAGUUGGAACCAAGUUUCUUGCUUUUUUCUUUUGAACAAAUUAAU